AUGGCAGCGUCCGCUCUCUCCGAGACCGACAUCAGGUACCGGUCCAUGGCGGAGGAGGAUCCGAACGGGAAUGAGCACGGGGCGGCCGCACGCAGCGCGGCGCCCCGCUGGGGACCGCAGCACGCCGGAGCUCGACAGCUGGCGAGGCUCUACUCUCCCGGCAAGCGGCUCCAGGAGGUGCUGUGUGUGGUUCUGUGCCUCCUCCUCUUCCUCAUCAACCUCUCGUUCCUCCUCCUCCACUUCUCCACCGUCCACAUCCAGUGGGUCGUCCUGGGCGUCGUCCUCGGGAUGGUGACGGCAGACUUUGCGUCGGUGGUGGUCCACUGGGGGGCCGACACCUGGGGAUCCGUGGACAUCCCUGUUAUUGGCAAGGCCUUCAUUCGACCGUUCCGGGAGCACCACAUCGAUCCCACCGCCAUCACUCGCCACGACUUCAUCGAAACCAACGGGGACAACUGCAUGAUCCCCAUCCUGCCACUGACCCACAUGGCCGUCAAGUUCCUCACAUACACACCAGAGGCCCUGGCGGCGUCCUAUCCCUGGGACUGCUACGUGUUCGCCCUGGCUGUGUUCGUCACGCUGACCAAUCAGAUUCACAAAUGGAGUCACUCGUACUUCGGCCUCCCGCGCUGGGUCACGCUGAUCCAGGACCUGCAUCUGGUGCUGCCACGGAAACACCACCGCAUCCACCACGUCUCACCACACGAAACGUUUUACUGCAUCACCACAGGCUGGUGUAACUAUCCACUGGACCAGCUGGGCUUCUGGAGACGGAUGGAGCAGGUGAUUGAGAACGUGACGGGGACGAGGCCGCGGUCAGACGACCUGGCCUGGGCCAAGAAGACCGACUGA
Molecule: messenger RNA, 852 nt
Organism: Pleuronectes platessa (European plaice)
Lineage: Eukaryota; Metazoa; Chordata; Actinopteri; Pleuronectiformes; Pleuronectidae
Gene: peds1a
Exons: 6
Coding region: 1-852 (283 amino acids)
Source: RefSeq, a predicted model, not a curated record